GUAUCUAAGUCAUCUCUCUGUCUCUCUCUUUUAACUAUUUUGUAAGCCAAGAAGUUAGAUCCAUCCACUCCAUCUUACUUGCAAAGUACUAAAACUUAAUUUAUGCUGCCCUAAAUAUUUCAAUAUCCAGAAAAGAACCUAAUCUCUCGAACCCUAGUUUAGAUAUUUUAUUAGAAAAAAUAUGGAUUUGAUUUCUAAAAAUCACAAUAACAAGUACCCUAAUACCACUCCCUCGACACAACCUCCUACCACUAGCCGCUACGAGAACCAGAAACGCCGUGAUUGGAACACUUUCUGCCAAUACCUCAGAAACCAUUGUCCACCGCUCUCUCUAACGUCAUGCAGCGGCGCACACGUCAUAGAGUUUCUGCGUUACCUUGACCAGUUUGGGAAAACUAAAGUCCACAACCAAAACUGCGCCUUCUUUGGCCUCCCAGAUCCUCCGGAGCCUUGUCCUUGUCCUCUCCGACAAGCUUGGGGCUCACUUGACGCUCUUAUCGGUCGUCUCCGUGCCGCCUACGAGGAGAACGGUGGAGCUCCCGAGAUCAGCCAUUUUGGCUCAAGUUCAGUCAGGAUUUUCCUAAGAGAGGUUAGAGAUUUUCAGGCUAAAGCACGUGGCGUUAGCUACGAGAAGAAGAGGAAAAGGGUCAAUAACAAGCAAAUAACCCAAUCGUGUUUGCAGCCGCCUCAACAUACAGCCGCACUGGCGCAAGGUCAGCCUAUGAUGGCUAAGUAUCACCACAGUGAAACUUAAUGAUGUCAUAUAACUUCGACAAAUAAGUACGCUCGUAUCAUGUGUAGCUAUUUAUACGCACCAGCCUUUGUAUUUGUAUAAUGUAAUAUCCCUACUUUACUCCAUCUACCGUUAUCUAUUGUUAUUAGACUAUCGUUUUGUCCUUUUAUAACCAAAAAAUGGAAUAAGCUUGGAUUAUUG
Molecule: messenger RNA, 934 nt
Organism: Brassica oleracea var. oleracea
Lineage: Eukaryota; Viridiplantae; Streptophyta; Magnoliopsida; Brassicales; Brassicaceae
Product: protein LIGHT-DEPENDENT SHORT HYPOCOTYLS 2-like
Exons: 1
Coding region: 182-754 (190 amino acids)
Biological process (GO): response to light stimulus; mRNA transcription
Cellular component (GO): nucleus
Source: RefSeq, a predicted model, not a curated record